Parnassius mnemosyne (clouded apollo) is the source of this 1845-nucleotide messenger RNA. NCBI's taxonomy places the organism in Eukaryota, Metazoa, Arthropoda, Insecta, Lepidoptera, Papilionidae. The record is from the annotation of a GenBank genome assembly.
AUGGCCUAUAAUCAAUUUUUGUUAGACGAAGAGUCUCAACCUGUCACAUGCAUCAAUACACAUCGGGGUCUAUUUAAUUACACUCGACUAGUUUUCGGGUUGUCUUCUGCGCAGUCUAUAUUCCAGCGCGCCAUGGAAACGACGCUUUCAGGGUUAGACGGGGUCCUGUGUCUGCUUGACGACAUUUUAGUCACUGACCAGACCCCGGGGGGACAUUUGAAGAAGUUGAAUAUAGUUCUGCAAAGGCUUCAGGAUGCAGGAUUAACUGUGCAGAAAGAUAAAUGCGAUUUCUUUAAAAAUGAAGUAAAAUAUUUAGGUUAUAUAAUAACCAAAAAUGGAUUACAGAAAGAUCCGGAAAAGGUGAAGGCUAUAGCUGAUGCGCCCAUUCCAUCUGACGUUAAUACAUUGCAAUCAUUUUUAGGACUGGUAAACUACUACAGGAAUUUCGUGGCGGGAGCAUCCUGCAUCUUGAGUCCUUUGUAUGACCUAUUAAAAAAGGGGGUUAAGUGGAACUGGUCUACGUCACAUCAACAAGCGUUUGAUAAAAUUAAGAAAUGUUUGACGUCGGAUCAGGUCUUAACACACUUUAAUUCAAACGCCAAAAUAGUUUUAAUUGUCGAUGCUUCCCCGUGCGGCUUAGGUGCUAUUUUAUCCCAAAUAGACAAUGAGGGGUUAGAGCGUCCGGUAGCAUUCGCUUCCCGCACGUUGAACGCAGCUGAGAAAAACUACUCACAGAUACAGAAAGAGGCGACCGCAAUAAUAUUUGGAAUACGCCGGUUCCAUCAAUAUUUAUAUGGCAGAUCAGAUCCAUUUAUAUUACGCACGGAUCACAAGCCGUUAAUUUCUAUUUUCGGCCCACACAAAGGUAUACCGGAAGUGUCGGCUAAUAGAUUGCAGAGAUAUGCAAUGUUUUUAAGUGCAUACAAUUAUACAAUCGAGUAUGUUCGUAGUGCCGACAACAACGCGGAUUUUCUGUCUCGCGCGAGUUUACAGGGUGAGUCACCGCGGGCUCGCGCCGAGAGCGAGGGAGACAACAUUGGCGCACACACCGCCGCCGCCGCCGCUCCCAUUGAUCGCGCAUCAUACGUUAACUUUGUUGUCGAAGGCGACAUGCCGUUAACCUUGAAUGAGUUACGCAAAGCUACUAAAGAGGAUGCUGUAUUACAGUUAGUGGUAAAUUAUGUUCAAAACGGUUGGCCUAAAAAAAUAGUGGACUCGCAGUUGAAACCCUAUCAUUUAUGUAAGACCCAAUUAUCAUAUGAAGACGGUUGUUUAAUGAGGGGUCAUAAGGUGAUACUUCCUGAAUCUUUGCGGUCGAAGGUUUUAUUAGAGUUACAUAGCUCGCAUUUAGGUAUCGUAAAAACGAAAUCAGAAGCUAGGUCUCGGUUUUGGUUCACAGGCAUUGAUGCAAUGCUAGAAAAAAUGAUACACUCGUGUGAAAUAUGCAAACAGCUACGGCCCUCGCCACCCAGAGCGCCUUUAGCACCAUGGGAGUUUCCCCAUACACCAUUUCAUAGGUUACACGUCGACUUUCUGGGGCCGCUGAAUAAUCAAACGUUCUUAGUAGUGGUAGAUGCGCACACCAAAUGGUUAGAAGUAUACGACGUGAGCACUUCUACCACCUCGGCGACCGUUAUUGAAAAACUUUACGACUUUAUGUCUAAGUACGGAUUACCCCACACAAUUGUUAGCGAUAACGGUACUGCGUUCACAUCCGCUGAGUUUACAAAAUUUUGUUUAUUAAAUGGUAUUGCUCAUAUUACAUCACCACCUUACAAUCCUGCUAGUAAUGGACAAGCAGAAAGUUUCGUAAAAAUUGUCAAAAAGGGCAUAAAGUCAAGCUAA